AUGCUCCUCCAACCCAUCACCAACCCAGGCAAAUAUGCCCGCUCACUCGCCGUCCUCCUCAGCAUAUGGGCCUUCAUCUUCCUUUUCUCCCCCUUCAACCUUCGCAUCGACCACAGCAAAAUCAGCUACGACGAUGAAGCACUCUGGGGCAGCUCUCUCAACCGGCACGACAUUUGCCGUCUCUACGGCUGGAAACCCUACCAGCCCCGUCAACCCUCGGACCCUCCCCGCAAGCUCUACGAUUUGGUUCUAGUCACCUCGGAACUCGACCUGCUCGAAGUCCGUCUUAACACCACCUGGGAUACAGUCGACUAUUACGUUCUUGUUGAGAGUGCCAAAACUUUUACGGGAAGAAAUAAGCCGCUGCUGCUUAAACGGGCCUUGGAUGAAACUCCUUCGAGGUUUGACGCCUAUAAGGAGAAGAUUAUUUAUCAUCAGGUGGAAUACCCCGAUGAUUUCAACCCGCCGACUACUAUUUUGAGAGCAUCCGGAUCUGGAACUGGGCAUGGAUCGGUAUCACCUUGGGAAGACUUCAACCUAAACGCCAUGUUCGACCAAGUCUUCCCCUCACUCGAAGCCGAAACCGCUCCUUCCUCUUCCGCCAACCCCAACUCAGAGCUCAGAUCAAGCUACCCCCCUUCCCUCGUGCCUGCACAAAACUCUUCCUCUUUUGUAGGAUCGCCCCGCCGUCCCCAUCAAAAUGACAUCCUCAUCCUCUCCCUCGCCUCUGAGAUCCCCCGCCCUCGCACCCUCGGUCUACUAAGAGAAUGUUUCUUCCCCGAGCGCCUGACCCUCUCCUCAAAAAUGCAUUACUACUCCUUCCAGUUCGUCCGUCGCCCUUCAUGGUUUUCUGCCUCGCAGACUUAUGCCCCUGGGUUCUGGGAUCAGAAGGGCAUGGAAGGGAGGGAGAAGAUGCAAGAGGUGGAGUGGGCACAUCCGCAGGCUACGGUUUAUCGAGGAAAGAAGACUGUGGAUAUGGCGGGUUUGAGGUACGACUCUCGUUCUGGUUCUGCUUCUGGGAGUUCUGGCUCUCGUGGUACUGGGAGGGGAUGCAUGGGGUGGACCGGACCGCGCGACUGGGCUAGCAAAUGGUUAGCCAAAUGGGAAGGACGACAAACCCUCCACAACGCGAGCUGGACAUGCGAGUUUUGCUUCCCUACCUUAUCAGAAUUUCUGCUCAAAAACGACGAGGUGUACGGGAUGAGGCAUCGCCAUCGCCUUGGCGCCGACUCGCUUGCAGCGAAAGAAAGUGAAAAGGAGAGGAUAGUUCGUUACGUAAGAGAGGGGAAAGAUCUGUGGUCUGAUAUACACGAGAAAGAGAGGAGCAAGAACUGGGUGUUUGAGGAGGUGGUUAAUAACACUGAUGUUCCGAGUUUCUUGUUGGGGCCGGCGGGUAAAGAGGGGGAAGCAGGAGGAGGAGAGGGAUUUGGGUAUUUGGUGGAGAGAGGGGACAGAAGUGGUAGGUUUAGGGAUUGGCAGGUGCCUAAAGCUGGGUUGGAAGAGCUAAAAGAUGCAAAGGAAGGAGCAGACGAGAAAGUGAUAGGGAAACAGGGGUAA
Molecule: messenger RNA, 1557 nt
Organism: Sordaria macrospora k-hell
Lineage: Eukaryota; Fungi; Ascomycota; Sordariomycetes; Sordariales; Sordariaceae
Biological process (GO): N-acetylglucosamine metabolic process; protein N-linked glycosylation
Cellular component (GO): membrane
Molecular function (GO): beta-1,4-mannosylglycoprotein 4-beta-N-acetylglucosaminyltransferase activity
Source: RefSeq, a predicted model, not a curated record